AGGGCCCCGGGUUCGCUUCCGCGGCGCGCUCCGGUGACCUGGCGCUCUUCCUCGUGCUCUUCCUCGUCUGCUGUCUCGAGGCUGUCAUCGUCAAGAUCGUCAACGGCGACGCGCGACCUCUGCACAACGCCAACUGGCCGGCGCCGCCACCUGCGCCGCGGCUGCCGCUGGCGUACCAGGGCCACUGAGCUCCAGCUCCGCCUCUAACCUAGUCUCGAUUCGGGCACCAUGGUAGUGUGGGCGCUGCACGACCCUUGCAGGAAGCUGCGGGAGCAGUCAGGGGCCGGCGGCAGAGAAGGCCAGCUCUGCGAGAGGUGCGGAGGUGGCGUCGGAGGCGGCAGCGGGGGCGGCGGUGUGCAGCGAUCGGACGGCGCGCGCUGCGACGACUGCGGACGGCCCGUGUGCGCUGACUGCGCCGCGUGGCGCUGGCGGGCGGCGGACCCCGGCAGCGGCAGCGGAGAGCCCGGCCACUGGCUGUGCGCGCGCUGCCACGCCCACAGGGAGGUGCGGCAGCAGACGGGGGACUGGUGGAAGCAGCAGGCGUCCCGCCGCUUCAGAACCGCGGCCCGCUCCGCGAACAGCGCCGCUAUCGAUGAUGACAAUGGCCUGGGGAUGGAGCCUGAAUCAUUGCAGGUGCGCGAGUUCAUUGAAAAACUCGUAGAGAAGCUGGUACACGGUGGGCUGGAUGACGUGUGUGUUGGCAAACUCCACUCUCACCCAGACUAUGACCGCAUGUUUGCCUGCCACCACGCGAAUCUGUGUGAAGCUCUUGCCAGGCUUUCGUUUGCUUUGCAGAUGGCAAUUGCCAAUAAGCCUUUACCAGAGGAAGACUCACCAACAGCUGCUCAUGCUGCUCUAAAGAAGUUAAUUCAUAAAAUAAUAGGAGAAGCAAUGACUCUUCCACCAAUGCAGCAGGUGGAUGUCAGAAAAGCAGCUAUGCCAGAGAAUUAUUCAACUGAAGAUGAAAUGGCCUUAAAAACCUAUGAAGAUAUAUUAGCAACAGCAAUUUUAAACAAGGUUAUUGAAAAAUACCAGGCUCACAGGUUUCAUAACGGUUCAGCCAUAGAUGGCAACAGCAACAUCCUCAGUUCCAGCUACUCCACAGUUUCCAUGGAGCAACAAACGAAAUACAUAAGUUCUCUGGAGAUAGGAGUAAAGAAGGUCGAUGAUGAAAGUAUUUCAUCAAAAGAUGUUAGUGAAUCUGAUUCAGAUGAAGUACAGUGGAAAAAAUCAGAACUAACAGACCCCUCACUUUCUCUAACUAUAGAGGAACGUAUUGAGGAGGUUACCACUUACAGUAAUUCUGAAUGUGAAGAUGACAAUGGUGACUCUGAUGAGAAAUUAUUUGUACCUGAUUUGAAGUUACUGCAAAGACGAGUACCAUUUCCAGAGUUCGGCAUGGAUAUUGUUGAAGGUGAAGCUACUGGAAAUAAUGAGGAUGGAAAUGAUAACUUUUCUGAUAGUUCAACAGACCACAAGCCAACAGACAUUGUAAGCCCUGUGGAAUCUUGGGAAGAGAACUGGUUGUUCCAGCGUAGGCGCCUAAAGGCUGGUGGAGCGUCAACUCAGAUGCCCGUACCAAUGUUGGUUCCUAACCCAAGUGAGGAAUUCAGAGCCCUAAUUGGGGACAGAGAUGCUGAGGACAUCUCUGACUUAUCAGAGUGCAGUGACAGUGCUUUGGAAGAAACAGUGUUAGCUGGUGUUGAAGAUGAUGAAGACAAACAGCACGAGGAUGCGCAAGUAAUCAGAAAUAAUGUGCAGCUUCCUGUGCUGGCGGAUAUAGGAGAAACGUCUGAUUUUGAUAUACUGAAAGAAGAAAGUAUUGAGAUAAAAUCUCAUGGCAACAACAGCAGUGAAUUACUGAUAAGGAUAACGGGACCUGAAGAUGAAGAAGGGAGUUCUACCCUAGAUGCAGAUUUGGAUAUCAGAGAAGCAACAAACUUGGAGCUAAUGAAAGCAUCAAUCGACUGUUCAUCCGAGUUUGGCCAGAAGGACAGUGAAUAUACAGAAGAUUAUGAUGCUGUAACACGGCGCCAGAUAGAUAGUUUAACAAACCUGAGUGAACCAGAGUCAACCACACCUCCAGUGCCAAAACCAAGAUCAAUGGUGCCAAAUGAUGAGCCUUCGAAUAUAGAUGCAGAGGAACCAUUGGCAGAGUCUGAUGACGCUGUGACUUCUUCUGUAGUGGAUGAGGAGACAUCAGCUCUUGCCGCUCCACCUCGGCCAGGUACAGAAAACUAUGAUGGAAACUGCACGCUUCCUUGCACAGGUACAAUUGCAGAAAGGGAACACAAGAAAUGGGAAACUGCUCCACCAUUGCCAAAUAAUCCAUACUCCCCAGAAAACAUUUCAAAACGACUCAGCAAUAGAAUGAAGCUCUCAAGCAGCCAGAGCAGUAGCAGUGAGGCAUCUGUGGAGUUUCCAGACCUACAAGAUGAGAAUAUGGUGCCACGUCCCAUUGCAGAACCUCUCCAUAUCGUCUGUGCUCCACAAGACCUUGACUUUAAGCGGUACGGGAGAGAUUAUUACGUAAAUUCCAAAACACCAGAGCCUGAAAAAAAAUCACAGCCACCCAGUCGGCACAUGGCAAGAGAACAAACACCAAGAAAUAAUACAUCCCAGGUCAACGACGUUAGCAUUGCUCAAGCUCGUGAACCCAUUUCUGAAACAAAGAAGGCGCUUGAAGCACAGUGUGAGACUAACAACACAGCAAUGGAAACUUCUGUAAGUGUCAAGGAGGAGGCACCUCAUAAUAACACUGAGAAAGUACCAGUAUCAGACAGAAAGAGUUCUGUUAACUAUGAAAGUGAUCCUGAAAUUCCGGCUCCUGGAACAGUGAUAAGUGAAAUUGCUCGCUGGCAGAGUGUCAUCAAUGAAACUGAACAACUCUGGAUGAAAAAUGCAGAGGCUGUAAUGUCAGACAAUUCUAACAACUUACAUAAAAUUGAAAAUGUGAAAAAUGAUAGCAAAAGCAGAAGUAUUAAUACUAAGAAAAGUGAAAUGAAACCAAAAAUUGCAGAAAUUUACCUUCAAGAGAUUAGCAAAACAAAAACAAAAGAAGACCUGAAUGGAAAAACUGUGAAUAAUGUUGAGACAUAUGAAGAUGAUAUAAACAGUUUACGACAGAACAGGAUUGUGAAAACUAAGGUUUCAAGUAUGAAUCGCCAGGAGAGCAGCAACACACACAGUACACAGAAAGAUGUUGGAGAAGCAUACAUACAAGAGAUAAACAGCUUAAGACAAAAUGGAGGCAUUAAGAAUAAAAUUUCAAAUGUAAGUGUUUCAGACAAUAAUAAUAUUAAUGGAACGAGAGGGCUUGAUAACACUGUUGAAGUAAAACAUAAAAUUCAUGAGACAGCAGGGACUUUUGUUCAACACAAUGACAAUACAAAACAGAAUGGAAAUGUUAAAAUGAGAACAGGUGCUCAUAAUUAUCAAAUAAACAUCAGCAGCAACCCGAAAGAAAAUAAAGUGACAUCUGAAACACCACAACAAACUAUCCAAAAUGGACACAGCAAACGAAAUGUUAAACCAGUGCCAAAACCAAGAACAGAAGGAAACAUUGAUAUAGUUCACUUGAAAACAAAUAUCAGUGAGACAGUUUCACAUAUUGAGAUUGUGAACAAAAGUCCAGAAAUAACUGUUAGCACAGCAUCAGAUAACAGUGAAAGCGAUGUAAAUAAUACAUUUAGACAAGCAAUGAAAGAACGACAUUUACAUUCAUCAUGUAAACAAGAUACGAUGUCGGUAACCAGUGAAGGCAGUAUUAAUUCAUCAGAUAGUGAGGUCUACAAUCUCUUGCCAUCAGUGAAACGAUUAGCCAAACAGUUCCAAGGAAUGCAUGAGAGUGACUCAUCAGCUUCUUCAGUCAAGUGCCCAAGCCCUGUGCCGAUGUGGAAUCGAACAGAUGGGAAGCUGAAGACAGCGUCAACUCCAGAGAGACUCACUCCAGAUGCAACCCCUCCUAUGGAGGGCCCCAUGAGUGGAAGACACAACCUAAGCCCAAAUCAUGCAACGCGAGAGGUACACAGCCUGACAGCAAGGAGUAUCUCCAGGGAGUUUCGUGAAGGCCUUAAACGAAACUUGCCCGCGCAGAUGGAUCGAAACUUGUACACUCAUGGACACGAUUCGAGCCAGUCUCCACCGAGAAGCAUUCAGAGGAACAGUGUGAUUAGACAAGAGGAUGACUCAACACCUGGAUACACUUCAGACGACAGCAGCUUCCUCUCAUCCUCACCUCCAAAUGAACUGCAAGUGGAACAGAAGACUAUAUCAGUUUCAAUGCCGUCUCUUAACGAAACGCCUAGGGCAAAGACUUUGCAAUCUAGCAUCGCAUUUUGGGAGCAACUGCAACAUAAAUGAACAUCAAUACUGUGAAAUCCACUCAUCCUACUGACAUUACAAAAGCUUAUACAAUAUGUUUCGCAAACAUAUUUGGGGGACUGAUAACCUUAGCUGUUUAGUCCCCCUUAAACAUCCCAACAACCACCACCACCGCAAACAUAUUGAUUUACUGAGUACCAUUACAUAUGGUAUCUCUUCAUAUCUGAGAUUAUGACACACCUGUAUAAUCAUAAAUAAACUGUCCAUCAGUAUUACUUUUUCUUCGCCAUGUAUACUGAUAGAAAUUACACAGACCACUUAAUUUUCCAAUCACUUCACAUUCUCUGUGUAGUUAAAUAAACGAGUGAAAAAGUGACCAGAUGCUUUAAGCAUAACUAGCCACUCAUUUUCCUUUUAUAGACAAAUCUCUGUGAACUCUGAAAAUCAUAUAUUUUAUUUCUGGAUGAUCUUUCGUUAUUUCACAGUGAUACCUUACCAUUCAAGACUGUUAAUCAAUGAAGUAGUAUAGUUUGUAAGUGCCAAACAGAUAUUAUUGUUUUAUUUCUCAAAGAUUCCAAAGAUUAUGUGCCUUUGUAAACAGGUGUAUUAGUACACAAUGUGUAUAUUAUGUAUAUCAUGUAUUAAUAAUGUACUAAACAAUCAUAUAUGUACAUAUUUUGUAAUGUUUCUAAAUAAAUGAUGUAAAUUACAAUAAAGACAAAAUACAAGUAAAA
This is a messenger RNA of Schistocerca gregaria, 5057 nucleotides long. RefSeq lists its product as uncharacterized. NCBI's taxonomy places the organism in Eukaryota, Metazoa, Arthropoda, Insecta, Orthoptera, Acrididae. Gene Ontology annotation, molecular function: small GTPase binding. The coding region runs from base 229 to 4362 and encodes 1377 amino acids. Gene Ontology annotation, biological process: intracellular protein transport. The transcript has 21 exons. The record is from RefSeq and is a predicted model, not a curated record.